AAGAGGAGUACAAAAGGGGUUUGAGUACCCACAGGCCGAAGGUUCAUUAUCUACCAAGAACUCACAGUUUGAAGCUACACCACACUUCCUCGAUCGAAUUUUAUCCAUUUUGUCUUAAAUCUUAAAUAAAAAGCAAGUCCCCUUCCAGGUAAUCCAUUUGCUUCAGUGGCUCUGCUGCUUCCAUUCACUCCUUUGCACUCUGCCACUGCCACUUUUUUUUUAUAUGUAAAAAAUAAUAUAUAUUGCCUUUCCCCGACAAGAAAAGGCUCUGACACUGCCAAACGUUACGAACUUACACAUAAAAUCUGUGCGAGAGCCUUGCUCUGCUGCACCUUGGAAUAUCUGUUUCAACUACGCUCAGCCCACGGGUUAGCCUCGUUUAAGGGGUCUUUCCAGUUUCCAGUUGAGUUCAGGGAUUGAGUACUGAGCCUAUAGCUUCAUAAGUUCAAGGAAGGAACUUGUUCUACCAUGGGUACUAAGGCAUUAGACUAUGAGUCACUGAAUGAAAAUGUGAAGAAAGUUCAAUAUGCAGUCAGAGGAGAGUUGUAUCUACGAGCUUCCGAGCUGCAGAAGGAAGGGAAGAAGAUUAUUUUCACAAAUGUUGGCAACCCUCAUGCCCUUGGACAGAAGCCACUGACUUUCCCUCGCCAAGUGGUUGCUCUCUGCCAAGCUCCGUUUCUGCUAGAUGAUCCUAAUGUAGGACUGCUAUUUCCUGCAGAUGCAAUUGCAAGAGCUAAACUUUAUCUUUCACUGACUCCUGGUGGUCUAGGUGCAUAUAGUGACUCCAGAGGUCUUCCUGGCAUAAGGAAGGAGGUAGCUGAAUUCAUUGAAAGGCGUGAUGGGUAUCCUAGUGACCCAGAACUCAUAUUUCUCACUGAUGGUGCCAGCAAGGGUGUGAUGCAGAUCUUGAAUUGUAUUAUCCGUGGUGAAGGGGAUGGGGUUUUGGUUCCUGUCCCACAGUAUCCACUUUACUCAGCUACAAUAUCUCUUUUCGGGGGUUCUCUUGUUCCAUAUUACCUGGAAGAGACUGCAAACUGGGGGCUUGAUGUUAAUGAUCUUCGCCAAGCAGUUGCACAGGCUCGCUUUAAAGGAAUAACUGUAAGAGCAAUGGUAAUUAUUAACCCUGGCAACCCUACUGGUCAGUGUCUCAGUGAAGCUAAUUUAAGAGAAAUAUUGAGCUUUUGUUACCAAGAAAAUUUAGUUUUACUUGGUGACGAGGUUUAUCAACAGAACAUAUACCAGGAUGAGCGCCCCUUUAUCAGUGCUAGAAAGGUUUUGAUGGAUAUGGGGCCACCCAUAAGCAAGGAAGUCCAGCUCGUUUCCUUCCACACUGUGUCUAAAGGAUAUUGGGGUGAAUGCGGGCAGCGGGGUGGAUACUUUGAGAUGACUAACAUUCCUCCACAGACAGUUGAUGAGAUCUAUAAGAUUUCAUCAAUAUCACUAAGUCCAAAUGUUCCUGCUCAGAUAUUUAUGGGGUUGAUGGUCAACCCACUGAAACCUGGAGACAUUUCAUAUGAGCAGUAUGUUAGGGAAAGCAAAGGAAUUCUUGAAUCAUUGAGAAGAAGAGCGUGGAUAAUGACUGAUGGAUUUAACAGCUGCAAAAAUGUGGUUUGUAAUUUCACUGAAGGUGCCAUGUAUUCUUUUCCUCAAAUACGCUUGCCACCAAAAGCUAUAGAAGCUGCCAAAAAGGCAGGAAAAGUUCCAGAUGUCUUCUAUUGUCUCAAGUUGUUGGAAGCAACUGGCAUCUCCACCGUCCCUGGUUCAGGAUUUGGACAGAAAGAAGGGGUCUUCCACUUAAGGACAACAAUUUUACCCGCGGAGGAAGACCUGCCUGAAAUUAUGUCCAGUUUCAAGAAAUUCAAUGACGAGUUCAUGGAGCAAUACGAAGAUAAUUGGAGCCACUCAAGAAUGUGAAGGGUGCUUUAAAUUCCUUGAAACUGUAUUAUAUUAAUUGGCUAUUGCAAGCCACUCUAUACAUGUGCAAACUUUAAUCAUUUUCUCCUUUUACUUGAGCUAUAUAAACUUCAUGCCAUUGAAGAUUAUUCCUGCU
This is a messenger RNA of Theobroma umbraticum, 2050 nucleotides long. It is a transcript of the gene AOAT2, whose product is annotated as alanine-2-oxoglutarate aminotransferase 2. Gene Ontology annotation, molecular function: L-alanine:2-oxoglutarate transaminase activity; pyridoxal phosphate binding; glycine:2-oxoglutarate transaminase activity. Gene Ontology annotation, biological process: biosynthetic process; photorespiration. The record is from RefSeq and is a predicted model, not a curated record. NCBI's taxonomy places the organism in Eukaryota, Viridiplantae, Streptophyta, Magnoliopsida, Malvales, Malvaceae.